This is a messenger RNA of Cylas formicarius (sweet potato weevil), 4290 nucleotides long. RefSeq lists its product as uncharacterized. Gene Ontology annotation, biological process: ribosome biogenesis. Gene Ontology annotation, cellular component: nucleolus. The record is from RefSeq and is a predicted model, not a curated record. The transcript has 10 exons. The coding region runs from base 99 to 4106 and encodes 1335 amino acids. NCBI's taxonomy places the organism in Eukaryota, Metazoa, Arthropoda, Insecta, Coleoptera, Brentidae.
CUGUUGUCCGAUUGUUAACGUAUUCUAUGCUUUUAAAACAGCAUGUUUAAAAGUUGGUUAUGAUGUUUUGUUUAUUUUUGUUGUAAAAUCAUUUAACAAUGACUAUGGAUCGAGCAUUAUUAGAAGUUUUAAAUAAUACUCAAGAACCUUUAGCUAAAAGAUUAAAACUUGCAGACAAUGUUUUUAAAGUUCCUCAGAUAUCAAUGCCAGGCAAAGAAAUCUUUUUGUUAAAGUGGUUGUUUGAAAAUUCGUACGAUAACAAUUGCUGCCUGGAAGUUUAUGAUUUGGCUUUGAAAUGGGUUGAAUGUGAAGACUUCAAAGGGCUAUGUCCAAAUGAUAUAAUAAUAGAGGACUUUUUUAAGUUCCUGGAGAUUUUAGUGGAGAAAAUGCAAAUAAAUUUAAAAAAUACAGUCUUGAGUAAUAAAAUUAUCAACUUAGUAUUGUGCAUUACUGAAGUUAAGUUGUUUAGGGAAUAUUUUAAGCACAAUUUAAAAAUGUAUAUGAAACUUCUUUCCUCUGCAAUCAAAAACACGCAAUCCGUUACUGACAUUACUGAUUUUUUGAAGAGGCAAUGGGCCAUUAACAAGAGCCUUGUUGGGGAAGAAAAGUUUUAUAAAUAUUUCUUAGAAAUUCUAGCUCCUGUAUUAAUAUUAAGUUUAAUAGAUUUCAGUAAAAAUGCUCAUUUGUUUGAGGAAAUUUCGAAAGUUUUCCAAAAGUCCAUAUUCCAAAGUAACACAAAUCAUUUUGAAACAUGCCUAGAUCAAUAUUUUAAAAACCAAGUUGCUGAAAAACAGCAUAGUUCCUUUAUAAAGGCUGUUAUGAAGUUUUUGUUAUCUUCAUAUUCUUUGGAUUCAAGCAAUGCUGUUAUUAGUUACCAGUUGUUGUAUAAUGCGCUUUGCCGCGCAUAUAGUUCAGCAACAUUGAGGUAUCAGUUUUUUGUAGUAAUAGUUCAAUUGAUAGGAUUUGAUCUUAAACUGAACUUUGAAUUAGAACAAGUUCCAAAAUUAAAAACACAGUUUGAUUUCACGAAAUCCUUGGAGAUAUACUUAGGUUUACUUGAGGUUUUGAAUCCCACCACUUUAAUUGAUGUAGAACUUGAAAAGGUUAAUAUUAAUGAUUUUCUUCGGAAUAUAUUGAAGUCGCUGAUAUUCUUCAACAUUCAUACUAGUACGGUAUACCAGAUAUUCUCAAAAACUGUAGAAAUCAGCCCGUUGGUGAUUGAACCAAUAGCGGGAGAAGUGGUACGGUUUAUAAUGCUGGCAAAUAACGAAAGAGUAAUGGAAGAUUAUGAGAAUUUGGUAAUAUCAACAUUCAACAUAUUCGCUAAGCUUCAUAGGACUGAAAAAUUUGUAGCGAAAAUGAUUCAAGCAUUAGGCAAGCCACCUUUCGAGCAAGAAACACCGCCUAAACAAAUUUAUGGUUUUCUGAAAAUAUUAAAUUUUGAAAAGCCCGCCAAUAUCAAUUUGUGUGCAUCGACAAUAUUUUCGGAAAGAAUAUUACAAUGUUUCACAAACUGUAUAUAUGAAUUAGCUAGUUGGCAGGUGGUCAACCUUUUAAAAACUCUUUGUUAUCAUUUAAAGAUUGCUGUAGAGCAAUUUUUUCUCAAAGAUGUCAACAAGUCAGACAAACACCAAUCUUUAUUCUUGGAAAUCGUGGGAGUCUUGACUUGCAGAUUGUUGCAAAGUAAUAAAAUGGCAGAUCAUUUGAUCCCUCCAAAUUCGGUUAAGAAAUUUGUCAGCGGUUUAGAAGAGCUCAAAGAAAUUUUCAGAUUCUUCGGAAAGUCUAUGUUGUUGAGGGAACAUAAUAAUGACAUUAUGAGAACAUUUUUAAAUUUGUGUUACGUUUGGGGCGAGGUGUACAUGACUUUAACGUAUUAUUCUGUGGACGCGGGAAUCGCGAUGGACAGAGUCGCGGAUAAUACUUACACAGCGUGCCACUUAAUGUACGUCCAUCCCUAUCUGGACCUCAGCCAAUGGCAGCUCAUAUCGCAGAGGAUCACCAAUUUUGGCGAAUAUGAAUGCAAAAAGUUGUUGCAAAUGUUUUUCGUUCAGAAAAUACGGGCGAUCUUAUUGUUCGAGGGCAACGUCGGCGAGCAGGUGUGCUCCAACGUGAUUAAAACGAUCGAAAGUCAUAUGGAGGAUACGUGGCAUGAUCUGUUGUCCGACAAGUUCGUUGUCAGUUUUCUCUUGCCGAAAAUGGAAGGAAAAUCGAAAAUAUUUUUGGCAGAGCAUCUCGUCGGCGAUAAGGCCUUGUGGACGGAGCCUCACGUCAUGGAUUCUAUGUGUCUUUUAAACUCCGUGCAUUUCGUCCUCAUGUCGAAAAUAAGCAAAUUGCUAAGACGUAAGAGGAAACAGCAAGAGGUUCGAUCGAAGGUGCUCAGCUCAACGCUAUUGACGCGUAUUCCAGAAUCGGUCUUCCUAAGUGACGAAUCGUGCGAAGUUAGCGACAUCUUCGAAGAAAUCCAAGCGAAAUUGUCAACGUGCGAUGGCGGCGCCACUGUUAACGUUGCCGACGACGCCGUUAACGAUCUGCUGGUCGUUUUUAAAAAGUUUCCCAUUAUUUACGGCAGUGUUUUGCAGCAGAAGAUUUUGCUGAUGUACCUAUUCAGUUUGUACUGUGACGUACCGGUGGAGGCCAGACGUACCUGCGAGGCUCUCAUUAUAGGUAGUUUGCAGUCCUGCAAAUUUCAAUUGACGGAAUUUAAUGUGGCCGAAUUGUGCGCGUGGAUUUUGUCGAAUUGCGAGCGCAGCCAUGUUGUCUUUUCGCUAGUCUUGAGCAAUGUGUUCAAAGAGGAAGAGUCUAUCGCGAAAUUUGUACCUUUUAUACAUUGCAUGACGCAAAAUUUGAACGAUCCUAGAUUUUUGCGAGCCAGUCUGCUCGUGCUGAACGCGAUCGGCCGAGCGAAAAAUUCUAAAAUUGAUUCCGAGAAAAAGGCCGAGCUAAGAGAAAAAAUUUAUCGCGAACUCGUGGCGGAGGUAACCUCGAAAGCAAAGUUUUCGAUUGAAACUUACGCCGCGUGCCUUAAGCAUUAUCUGGCGACGGACGCCACUGGCGAUGACGCCGCCAGGCUUUUGGAACGUUUUGACUCAUAUAGCGUUCACAUAUUCGAAAACGUCUUGUCCCAUGAUGACGUCCGAGGAAGUUUGAGAUUAUUUAGCACCGCUUUGCACAACAAACAGAAAAUUCCCCAGCUGAAUGGUGAUUUUCUGUCGAGGAUCUGGAGGUUCGUUAAGGGUUUGGACGUGGCCGUCGAAGAUACCGAUCAGUACGCUCAGUUGGUGAAAUUGAUCGUCACUCUUGUUCCUAACGAUCAAUUCCGCCAUAUUUUGGAGGAUCUUUCGAAUUUUCCCACUCACAAUGACGAAAUUGCGUUGGAAAAAAUGUUAAGAAGUUGGGAAUCGAUAUUGGCUUGUGACAUCAACCCUAUAAAAAUGCAGAUAUGGCAAGCAGCUGUCGAGCAGCUCAUUCAAUUCUUCAUCGUUACACUUCAAGCUGCCGAAACUAGCAAUAAAGUAAUGAAAAUGUUAGUUCAUGCAGCAGAAAAUAUAACUGAAGCAGAUCAUUUUGUGUUGACGUCAAGUUUAAUAGACAUGCUGAUAAUCCUCGUUUCGAUUGUAAUAACGCGUUACAGUGACUUCGAUGGUGCGUGCGCAGGCUGUAUUUCCAUUUUAGAAAAGCUGUUGAAAUUCAGGCACGCCCUUAUAAUGGAUAGACUGCCGCCUUUCUUGCAACAGUAUCGUAGCGUUUUAAAACACGUCUGCAAACGAAGUAACUCCGAACUAAAUCUGUCGGCUGGCGAAGUGAACAAAAUGGCGGAUUUAGCCCGUAAAUUCGAGAAACUCACGACGACAUUGGUGUCAUUUAAGAAAGAUAUGGCCAGGAUAUCCUUGUACUUGAUAGCCGACAUUCUCCAACGAUACGAAGAAGUAAAUUUGUACUCGAGCGUGAAACUUCACGUGAACAACUGCGUCUAUAGUUUAUUAUCGUUGUGCGAUCACCACGCCGUCUCGUACCUCAUGCGGGCCUUGUCAAAAGCUUCAACUGAAAUGUUUAAGGUUAUGUAUGAACACUAUAAGAAGUAUUACAUGUUCACCGGGAAGGUCUGAAUAUUGUUUUGUAUAUCGAUUAUAGUAAAGUUUGUUACAAAACUCAGUGUCAGUUUUGAAUUCCCUCAAAUUUCAUUAUUCUUUAAUUGCACGAAUCAAAAAAUAGGUAUAAUAUUUUAAGCCAGAGCAGUCACCUUGAUCUACUGGAACGGCAUAAUAUAAAAGUGAGACACCUUUUACUUUU